AUGUUUUGGAUGUGCAGUCAACUGUUGUGUGUUUCACUUUUCCUGGCUGUGGUGCAGGCAAAACCACAGCUGGCUGAGGAUUGUGAGCUGAAUGCAGUGGAUACCAUGCAUGAUUUUUGCUGUGAUCUUCACGACGAGUCACCAGAGUUUCUAGAGUGCCAAAUGGACUGGCAUGAGAAGCUGGAACCCAACAACGAUCACUUGGAGCAGGCUUACAUGUUUUGCACAGCUGAGUGCACCUUUAAUUCAACAGAGUAUCUGGGUGUAAAUCGUCAAUCUCUGAAUAUGCACAGGAUUAAGGAGCACUUGUCGCAGGAGCUGGACAACGAGGCGGAUGAGUUGCUGCUCUAUAAAGCCUACGUCAAGUGUGACCAGCAUGCUCUUGGUCUACUCGGUCACAAGGCAGUGCAGCUGAUAGAGAAGCGUCUGUCUCCGCAUGGUUGUCAUCCUUAUCCUGGUCUGGUGCUGGAAUGUGUUGCCAACGAGAUGAUUCUGCACUGUCCAACUUAAAGGUUUCACAACUCCCCUCAGUGUCGGGUUACAAGGGAUUAUCUGCGUCAGUGCAUGGAGUAUCUACAAUAUAAAUCUUAAAACUGAAUGUGCAACAAGUUGCAUGUUUUAUUGUGGCAACAGUUGAAGUAAACGCAAGUCUAAUC
This is a messenger RNA of Drosophila innubila, 656 nucleotides long. RefSeq lists its product as uncharacterized. The transcript has 4 exons. The record is from RefSeq and is a predicted model, not a curated record. NCBI's taxonomy places the organism in Eukaryota, Metazoa, Arthropoda, Insecta, Diptera, Drosophilidae.